UUAAGUCCAGAAGAGAACAACCUCUUGUGCCUGCACUUGGUUGCAUUACACAAAAUGGAGCGUCUCUAUCCCCAGGGUCUGCUGUUGUUAGUUCUGUUUAUGGUUAUAUCAGACUGCAGUGACAUCUCACCAGUGAUUGCUUCUCAAGGAGAUGAUAUAGCUCUUCCUUGUUUUAACUCGACUGGGAUGAAGAGCUGCUACAGAGUCAAAUGGAUUAAGCAUGAAACAGAUGUCAGCCAGAUGAAGGUCAUCCUUGCCAGGCCUAAAACACCCAAGAUCCAGGAUGCCGAGCGUGUAAAAUGGGAGGCUGAUGGAAGUGGACGGAUGUCACUUUUUCUGACAAAAGUGCAGAAAUCUGAUGAGGGACUGUAUAGCUGUGAAAUCUGGCAAGGCUGGGAUGCUAUUUUUGUCAUAAACAUACCUUUGAAAGUAAAAGAAUGCAAAGCUCUCCAAGUGGUGAAGGCAGCGCCCGGCACAUCUGUUAACCUGAGCUGCCCAGUGGACAUGACAUCAGGACAACAAGGGCCCCAAGACCUGUCCUGGGUAAUGCUGAAAGGAGGCAAUGCUGUACCUGUCAACUCUAAAAGGGCUGAAAUUAACGGGACAUCACUGGCCAUCCACUCUGUGAACAACAGUGACAGUGGUUGGUACAGAUGUAAAUACAAGCUUGGACAAACUCAGCGCUGCUUUGACAUUUAUCUACUGGUCCAGGUGGAAAAGGAGGCUGUGGCCACAACAUCUCCAGUGCUGACAGCCAGCGGGAGUAUUUCGAAACCCAGGAAGAACGGGAGCAGCUGGGCAGUUAUUGCAGUUGCAGCCCCAGUCGUUAUUGCUGUUGCCAUGAUUGCUGCAUCAAUAGGACUAUUAAUUUACCGCAGAUGUAGCACCCAAAGAGCUGCGCAGCAGACCUGGAGGCCCCCAGCAGGCAGUCCUGUGGAGCACACUGACGGUUAUGAGACCGUGAAUCUUACACCUUCAGAGGAUCUCCCACACCAACGAGCCAACAGUCUAUACCAGCAAUUCCAGCAAGAAGACCUGUGUACUUUCCAUUAUUAGUCUUUUUAACUCUGCUCCAGGAAAAAAGAUUUCCUUUGCUGACUCAUCUGGAUUGCCUGCUCACAUUUCUUCAUGAUGUAAAAGCACGUGUCAUCGAUUAAAAGCGUUUCUUGCGGCUUAUAUUGAGCUUCAUGGAAAAUUUGUACACAAGUGCAAACUGGAAAAUGCUGCCCACCGUUGACUCUACAUCACUGCCUUGUUUCUGUUGAUAUUUGUGAUCAUCUGUGUCAUUUUAAAUGAAAUGUGAACAGUGAAAUCUUGUACGCAAUUUGACCUUUUUGAUGAUGACUGAUCAUGACAAAGGAGUCUUGAACAUUGUUCUGCUUUUCUGUGUGUGACAAGAAAAAAUUCACAGGUUUGGGAAAACAUAUAUUUUGUGUAUUGAUGGUUGAAAUUACCUGUCAAGAUUAAAAUAUUGAGGAAAAGAAACACUUUUAUUUAGUUCUAGUUCACAGCCUGUAAUAAAUCAUAGAAACUGUC
Molecule: messenger RNA, 1536 nt
Organism: Chelmon rostratus (copperband butterflyfish)
Lineage: Eukaryota; Metazoa; Chordata; Actinopteri; Chaetodontiformes; Chaetodontidae
Exons: 8
Coding region: 55-1056 (333 amino acids)
Biological process (GO): T cell activation; positive regulation of ERK1 and ERK2 cascade; interleukin-15-mediated signaling pathway
Cellular component (GO): external side of plasma membrane; membrane raft
Molecular function (GO): MHC class II protein binding; protein tyrosine kinase binding
Source: RefSeq, a predicted model, not a curated record